GCAAAAUGAAAAUUUGUUUAUUUUCAAGUAAACCAUACUGGGUUAAAUGGUUUGGUGAAGUUAAUAAUUAUUACCAAAUCGAAUUUUUUACUCAAUCAUUAAAUAUUAAUACUGUUAAAGAAACAAAAGGAGCUCAAGCCGUUUGUUGUUUUGUUAAUGAUGACUUAAAUAAAGACGUUAUAGAGAAAUUAUCCGAGAAUGGUGUUAAAGUUAUUUUAAUGAGAUGUGCUGGAUUUAAUAAAGUCGAUUUAGAAGCCGCAAAUAAGUGUGGUAUUUCAGUAUUAAGAGUACCAACCUAUUCACCAAAUGCAGUUUCAGAAUAUGCAUUAUCAUUAAUGUUGACAUUAAACAGAAAGACUCAUAAAGCAUAUCAUCGUGUUAAAGAAGGUAAUUUCGAAAUUAAUGGAUUAGAAGGCUUCAAUAUGAGCAAUAGAGUAUUUGGUAUUAUAGGUACUGGUAAUAUUGGUUAUCAAUUAAUUCGUGUUUUACGUUUAGGCUUUAAUGCAAAAGUAUUAGCAUACGAUAUCUUUGAAAACAAAGACUGUAUUGAUAUUGGUGUCGAAUACGUCAAGACUCUCGAUGAAAUUUGGGCACAAUCAGAUAUCAUCAGUCUCCACACUCCAUUAACACCAAAAACAAAAUAUAUGGUUUGCGAAGAAACCCUCUCAAAAAUGAAAGAUGGUGUUAUGAUUAUUAAUGUCUCUAGAGGUGCUCUUGUUAAUACUAAAGAUGCUAUCAAUGGAUUAAAAACUGGUAAAAUUGGCUAUCUCGGUAUGGAUGUCUAUGAACACGAAGAGGACUAUUUCUUCCAAGAUCACUCUGAUCAAAUCAUUAAAGAUGAUGAUCUUCAACUCUUAGUAUCUUUCCCAAAUGUUAUCAUUUCAUCUCAUCAAGCUUGGUACACCAAAGAAGCCAUCUCUUCAAUUUGCAAAACAACUGUCCAAAAUCUUUUUGAUUACGAAAAAGGUGAAGUUAAAAAAUCCAAUUUGGUUAAUAAUCCACAAUAAAAAUAAAAAUAUAAAAUAAAUCUUUAUAUAUAAAAUAUUUU
This is a messenger RNA of Dictyostelium purpureum, 1048 nucleotides long. RefSeq lists its product as uncharacterized. Lineage: Eukaryota; Evosea; Eumycetozoa; Dictyosteliales; Dictyosteliaceae. The record is from RefSeq and is a predicted model, not a curated record. Bases 6 to 1007 code for a protein of 333 amino acids. Gene Ontology annotation, molecular function: oxidoreductase activity, acting on the CH-OH group of donors, NAD or NADP as acceptor; NAD binding. The transcript is spliced from 3 exons.